This is a messenger RNA of Ipomoea triloba (trilobed morning glory), 2150 nucleotides long. RefSeq names its product AT-hook motif nuclear-localized protein 9-like. The record is from RefSeq and is a predicted model, not a curated record. Bases 871 to 1881 code for a protein of 336 amino acids. NCBI's taxonomy places the organism in Eukaryota, Viridiplantae, Streptophyta, Magnoliopsida, Solanales, Convolvulaceae. Gene Ontology annotation, molecular function: minor groove of adenine-thymine-rich DNA binding. The transcript is spliced from 6 exons.
AGGCUGCAGCAAAUGCUAUUCACUCAUCGCUCAGGUACCACAAGAUGACGCAGCAGAUAUGUCUCUCCCAUCCUAUAUACCAACGCUCUUUGGUAUAUGAAUGUACAAUUGAAAGAAAGAGAAAACACUUCUUCUCUCUGCCCCACACUUGAAAUCUCACUUCAAUUCAGAUAAGGACGUGCUACUACUGUUCAUUGCAAGUUCAUCCUUCCAAGUUCCAACCCCACCACCUUACUGUUCUUUCUCACACUCCUCUUCACCCAUUUCCAGAUAUUUUUUCUUCUUUAGCUAAAAGAUCUCGUUUUCAGCAUAGCUGGAUACACAAUCAUACACUAUUCUGCUUCCAUUGAAAUUUCAAUUACAUUCACAAGAUUUGUGCUUUAAGUUCCCCCCUUAAUCAUGCAUAAGGAAAGAAGUGUUUUUGCUCUCCGGGUUUGAUUGUUGAGAGUGUUAAGAUUGUUUGUUCAUGCAAUGGCAUUGAUUUCUUUAAUGGGGUUCGGCUGUUUAUGCUAGAGUGUUUGUUUGUGGGGAUAUUCUGAAGAUUGCUUUGUGAUAAAGGGUGCAUUUGGGAUCGCAUAUGGUUGGAUGAGAGUGGACCAUACUUGCCGUCCUAUUUUCCUUUUUUGUGUCUUUUCCACAUUCAAGUCUUGUCAUUUCUCAUGCCUCACCAAGUUUGGUGUUCAAGAAUCAAGAGUCUUCGUAGUUUAUCUUAUCCGAAGCUGCAAGUGUGCUAGCCUGGAUGUUAUGAAGAUCAGGCCUUCUGUGGUUGAAGAAGAGUAGAGAUUCUCGCUUUCUUGUACUCUCAAGUUUGGCCACUGCUUGAAUUGGAGCCUAUUUUGUUUGAGUUGUUCUGAAGAAGAAAAUAAAUGUAUGGAUCCAAGGGAAGCUAUGACUUUACCUGGAGGAUCAGCUCCCUAUUAUAUGCAGAGAGGGAUGACUGGGUCUGGGGUUGGUUUUCAGGGAACAAUGAACAUUCAUCCCUCAUUAACUGGUGUUAAUGUCCCAUUUCAAUCAAGUAGUGGAAGUGGUUCAAUUGGGCAAACGUUAAUCAUGGAGCCUUCUUCAACAAUGCCACCUAGAGGUAGUUCUGGUGCACCAACUGCUAUGCCACAGACUGAGCCUGUGCGCAGGAAAAGGGGAAGACCUCGGAAGUAUGGAGUUGAUGCCAAGGUUUCAUUGGCAUUGACUCCCUCUACUUCUUCUCCUGCAGCAAGAUUAACCCCAUCCCAAAAGAGGGGUCGAGGAAGGCCACCAGGGAGUGGCCGGAAGCAACAGUUAACUACUCUUGGUGGAUGGAUGUCUAACACAGCUGGAAUUGGUUUCACUCCACAUAUCAUUACCAUUGCUGUAGGGGAGGACAUUACAACAAAGAUAAUGUCAUUUUCACAACAAGGGACAAGAGCUGUGUGCAUCUUGUCAGCAAAUGGUGCUCUUUCCACUGUAACUCUUCAUCAACCAUCAACUUCUGGUGGCACUGUUACAUAUGAGGGCCGGUUUGAAAUACUGUCUCUCUCAGGCUCCUACUUGGUCAGUAACAGUGGUGGUCCAUCGAGCAGGAUUGGUAGUCUAAGCGUAGCUCUUGCUAGUCCAGAUGGUCGCGUCAUAGGUGGUAUAGUAAGGGGAGUCCUCAUAGCUGCCAGUCCUGUUCAGGUAAUAGCAGGGAGCUUUCUAUGUGUUAAUUCAAGGGCAAAGAGCAAAGCCAUAGAGAGGGUAGAAGGCGCAGGACAUUUGGAUAGCCAGACUAUUGACAAUUCUGUAUCUCCCAGUAAUACUCAGCAGAACCAGACUCUGAACCUGGCCUCUUCAACGGGUGUCUGGCCUGGUUCAAGCCAACUGGAUUCACAUGCUUACCACACUGACAUUGAUUUAAUGCGAGGAUAACAACGUCAGAUAGCAGGCAGAUGGGCUGUACAUAUUGUGCUGAAGCCAACGUAGUCGAACAUCUCCAGCUGCAACUUCUUGGACUAAUCACAACUCCCUUGUAAGUUAGGACCGUUACGGUUUGCAGUUCGACAGAGAAAUCUAGUGUGUUUUAUGGUUUGAUUCUGUUCUUUGCUUUAGUUUGGACAACAUUUAUUCUGUGGGCAUAUUUUGAUCCUUGAAAACCAAAAACCUUUUACUAUUUAUUAUCAGAAAUCAUCAAACACAGA